AUGAGCAGUCCGCAGCCCCAUCGACCCGACGAGCCCCAAUCCCAAAUUGCUGCCCGCAACCAUCCUCAGCGCCCAUCUCGACCCAGUUCACCCACUCGCGAUGCCUCCCACACCCCCUCAGACAUUAGCCGCGAUUCCGCCACAUCCCCCAGCGUCGCCUCGGAGUCCUACAUCAGCUACCCCUCAGCUUUCACCGAAGUCAGCGAUCUCGUCUUCCCUAUUCGCUCUGUUGUCAGUGUCGAUAAGGCGAGUUCGAGGUCCGACAUUGAUGACCAUGCUUCUCGCACCUCCAACCCAGGUUCCAUGGGAACGCCCGUCGCUCAGUCGACUCCAUCCAGAACUAUCACCGUCGAUACCGGCCCAAGUUCCGUCCCCCCUUCGCCCAGCCCAAUGUCGCCUGUCGGUCGCGGUCGCUCCCGCGCAUCAGUUGAGCUCAACUCCAGCACUCACACCGAUACCACCCGCUUCGCCUCAUCAAAUACCCCAAUCGAGCUCGACAUCGCAGCAUCCGACGCUGGCAGCGACGUCGAAUCGGGCGUCUUGGGCCGACCUGGUCUGCAAGCCCAGACAGAACUCUCCUCGCACAUCUCCGAAACCCAGUCAUCUGUCGACGUCCCCCUCGUCACAACUCGAUUUACCCACGUCGAAACGCAAGAGGGUCACGCCAUCAUCACAGGAAGAGACGGUAUACUUCAGCAGUGCGAAGAUGAACCAAUCCAUAGUCCCGGCGCCGUCCAGAGCUUCGGAUGUCUGCUGGCCAUGCAAGAAGAAACUGACGGCAACUUUAUCGUCCGCUAUGUUAGCGAAAAUUGUAAACGCUUUCUCGGUUACUCGCCUAGGUCGCUAUUUCGCUUAACAAACUUUCUCGACCUCUUGACAGACGAUCAACAAGACAAUCUCCUCGACCACGUUGACUUCAUCAAGGAUGAGGACGCUGAUCCCGCCAUCAAUGGCCCUGAAAUUCUCAGCAUCUCUAUACGCCAUCCGAAGAUCGGCAAAUCUGUCAAACUCUGGUGUGCUAUCCACAUCAACGCCGCUCAUCCGGACCUCAUCAUCUGUGAGUUUGAGCUGGAUGAUGAUCUGGACAAUCCUCUACGACCACCAAACGAGCUUACGCCCGAUGCCCCAACCGAUACCCUCGAAAGUUCUCCGUCCAAGCAAGCUCUUAUCGAGGCUGCCGAGAUCAUCAGCAAACCUCUACGCAUUCUUCGAAGUGCGCGUAAACGGCGCGGCGAGCAAGGAGCCAUGCAAGUAUUUGACAUCCUGUCACAGGUGCAAGAGCAGCUAGCAUCUGCACCCUCUCUUGAAGUGUUCCUCAAGAUCCUUGUUGGCAUCGUCAAGGAACUCACCGGCUUUCAUCGCAUCAUGAUUUACCAGUUCGACUCCACUUUCAACGGGAAAGUUGUUACAGAAUUGGUAGAUACCUCUCACACUUUGGAUCUCUACAAGGGGCUGCACUUUCCAGCUUCAGAUAUUCCCCGUCAGGCCCGUGAGCUGUAUAAAGUGAACAAAGUACGCCUGCUUUAUGAUCGUGAUCAGCCGACAUCGCGAAUUGUCUGCCGUUCCCAACAAGAUCUGGAAGUUCCUUUGGACAUGACGCAUGCCUAUCUCCGAGCCAUGUCUCCUAUCCAUGUCAAGUAUCUUGGAAAUAUGGAGGUUCGGUCUUCCAUGUCCAUUUCCAUCAACGCUUUCAGUGAGCUUUGGGGCCUGAUAGCCUGCCAUUCUUAUGGCGAACGCGGAAUGAGAGUGUCGUUCCCUGUUCGUAAAUUAUGCCGACUCGUCGGCGAAACUGCGUCAAGAAAUAUUGAACGACUUUCUUACGCUUCCCGCCUUCAAGCUCGGAAACUUAUCAACACAUCACCUACCGACAAGAAUCCAUCAGGCUAUAUUGUGGCAUCCUCGGAUGACCUGUUGAAACUUUUUGACGCUGAGUGCGGUUUGCUGUCCAUCAAAGACGAGACGAAAGUAAUGGGCAACUUGGAACAUAGCCAAGAAGCACUGGCGCUGCUUGAGUACUUGCGUAUGCGGAAGCUUACCUCAGUACUGGCCUCGCAAGACGUAAGACUCGAUUUCCCCGAUUUACGAUAUGCUCCUGGAUUUCAUCACAUUGCCGGGUUCCUCUAUGUUCCGUUGAGCGUUGGCGGUAAUGAUUUUAUUGUCUUCUUCCGUAAAGGCCAAGUCAAAGAAGUCCAAUGGGCUGGAAACCCGUACGAGAAGAACAUUCGAAAAGGAACUGCUGCAUAUCUUGAACCGCGAGCAAGUUUCAAAGUCUGGAACGAAACUGUUAUCGGGAAAUGCCGCGAAUGGGACGAAGAGCAAGUCGAGACAGCCUCUGUUCUUUGCCUCGUAUACGGCAAGUUCAUUGAAAUCUGGAGGCAAAAGGAAGCGGCGAUACAAAAUACAAAGCUCACGCGGCUAUUAUUAGCCAACUCUGCACACGAGGUUCGAACGCCUUUGAAUGCCAUCAUCAACUAUCUCGAAAUUGCACUUGAAGGUAGCCUCGAUAGCGAGACUAGAGAUAAUCUCGUGAGAUCUCACUCUGCAUCCAAGUCGCUCAUAUAUGUCAUCAAUGACCUUCUAGAUCUCACCAAAGCAGAAGAAGGCCAAGAUCUCAUCAAGGACGAGGUCUUUGAUCUAAGGACUUGCAUUGAAGAGGCAACGGACCCAUUCAAGAUCGAUGCCAACAGAAAAGGCCUUUCAUACGAAGUAUCUCAGCACGAUGGCUUGCCCAAGUUUGUCCAUGGAGAUACGCGCCAGCUGAGACAGGCGCUUUCGAACGUUACCGCAAAUGCCGUCAAGCAUACCCAGCAGGGCUCUGUCAAGAUUAGCAUACAAGUCACAGACCUGGAAGAGAAGCAGGCAACUAUCGAGUUUGAAGUGACAGAUACGGGCUCAGGAAUGACUUCUCGCCAAAUCGAUGCACUCUUCCAGGAUUUGGAGCAAGUCAGCGCUACACUUUCCGACUCAGGAGACUCACCUGAUCCGACAUACAAUUCCGGUUCAUCGCGGACUCUUGGACUCGGCCUGGCCGUCGUCGGCAGGACUGUCCGGAAUAUGAAUGGACAGCUAAGAUUGACCUCUGAAGUUGGAAAAGGUUCUCGGUUCACCAUACAACUUCCUUUCCAACUGCCCGACAGCGAGAUUGAUUCGUCGGGAUCAGGCGUAUCGUCCGGGCACAAUGUUAGGAGAGCGUCACAGCGCGAAUCGAAGAGACCGGAAGGCGAGAUCACUUUGGUGCAAAGAGGAUCAGGCUCAAAGGUUCCUACACUGAGAGAAACAAGCAUCGGUAGUGACGAUCGCCGCAGUGGCAGCCAACGUAGUCGCGGAAGCUACGAAAGCGUCAGAAGCGACACAGAUCGUCUUAUUGACGCUAUUCAGACACCACUGAUUGGAGCAAACAAGGAGACUGAAUAUUUCACUCCUAGGCGACACUCCAAGGGUAGCACCAACUUGUCUACCUCUUUGUCUGGCUUGUCAGCCGGCCCUGCGUCACCCGAGCUAACCAAGCAGGGCGACUUGAUGUCAACAUCACACAGUGAAUCAGGUUCGGUGUCAGUCAAGGAUUCUAAGACGCCCAUCAAGGCAGUCAAAAUGCCCGAUGAAAGCAGCUUAAAGACAAACACAACGAGACAAGACGAGAAACCUACCGAAAAUCGGAGUCAACUUGGAAGGCCACGAAAUGACAGCGUAGCGCAAGAGAUUCCCUUGAGAGCCCUUAUAGCAGAAGACGAUCCCAUCAACCUAAAGAUUGUUAGAAAACGUCUAGAGCGCGCUGGCCAUAUGGUGACUCACGCUGUCAACGGCGAAGAUUGCGCCGCACUUUUCAAGUCUUGUGCUUCUACGGUGGACAUCAUUCUCAUGGACAUGCAGAUGCCUAUUGUGGACGGACUGACAAGCACGAAAAUGAUUCGCUCAAUGGAACACGAGUCUCAAAUUGAAGGUCAUUCAGACGUGGCUAAGCGCAAUGGAAGAGUGCCAAUCAUUGCAGUUUCCGCGUCUUUGGUCGAAGGGCAGCGGCAAAUGUACAUUGAUGCAGGCUUUGAUGCCUGGAUCCUGAAGCCCAUUGACUUUAAACGUCUCAGUGUCUUGAUGGGAGGUAUACACAACGAUCUGGCUCGAAACGCGAGCGUGUACGUGCCUGGGCAAUGGGAAUCAGGUGGCUGGUUCUCAGCCCGGCUAUCGGAGGAAGCGCAGAGCAGUUCAUGA
This is a messenger RNA of Beauveria bassiana ARSEF 2860, 4206 nucleotides long. Its product is annotated as putative phytochrome-like histidine kinase PHY1p. Gene Ontology annotation, molecular function: protein binding; phosphorelay sensor kinase activity. NCBI's taxonomy places the organism in Eukaryota, Fungi, Ascomycota, Sordariomycetes, Hypocreales, Cordycipitaceae. The transcript is spliced from 2 exons. The record is from RefSeq and is a predicted model, not a curated record. Gene Ontology annotation, biological process: detection of visible light; regulation of DNA-templated transcription; phosphorelay signal transduction system. Bases 1 to 4206 code for a protein of 1401 amino acids.